Messenger RNA from Sesamum indicum (sesame), 1059 nucleotides. RefSeq names its product agamous-like MADS-box protein MADS1. Lineage: Eukaryota; Viridiplantae; Streptophyta; Magnoliopsida; Lamiales; Pedaliaceae. Gene Ontology annotation, biological process: positive regulation of transcription by RNA polymerase II. Gene Ontology annotation, molecular function: protein dimerization activity; DNA-binding transcription factor activity; RNA polymerase II transcription regulatory region sequence-specific DNA binding. Gene Ontology annotation, cellular component: nucleus. The record is from RefSeq and is a predicted model, not a curated record.
CAUUUUCUGCAACUCUCCUGUCAACAAAACCAAUCCAGAAAGCUCAAAAUAACUCUUCCUGUUCACAACCAUAAAAUAGAGAGUGAAUUAUACAAGGAGGAAAGCAAGUUGUUGUUUGUUUCACUCUCUUCCUCCCCACCCCUACCCUAACUCCAGCUGUUGUCUAUGGAGUUUCCUGAUCAAGAAUCCGAGUUCUCCAAUUCGUUGAGGAAAAAUGGAAGAGGGAAAAUAGAGAUCAAGCGGAUCGAGAACACCACGAAUCGACAAGUCACCUUCUGCAAACGCAGAGGUGGCCUACUGAAGAAGGCGUACGAGCUGUCCGUGCUGUGUGAUGCUGAAGUUGCCCUUGUUGUCUUCUCAAGCCGUGGCAGGCUCUAUGAGUAUGCAAACAACAGUGUUAGGGCUACUAUUGACAGGUACAAGAAAGCAACUGCUGAUUCCUCCAAUUCUAUGUCCACAUCUGAAGCUAACACCCAAUUCUACCAGCAAGAAGCCACAAAGCUUCGACGUCUAAUAAGAGAGAUACAGACUUCAAACAGACAAAUUCUUGGAGACGGUGUUAGCAGUAUGGCCUUAAGGGAACUGAAGAACAUGGAAGGAAAACUGGAGAAAGCAAUCAGCCGAGUCCGUUCCAAGAAGAAUGAGCUGUUGUUUGCAGAAAUAGAGCUCAUGCAGAAGAGGGAAGUAGAGGUGAACAACGCAAACAUGUAUCUUCGAGCUAAGAUAGCAGAGAGUGAGAGAGCACAGCUGCCGAUGACUUCACAACCUUACGAUGUGCAGAACUUGCUUCCUGUCAAUCUCCUUCAACCUAAUGAUCACCACUACUCUUGCCAGGACCAAACACCUCUCCAACUAGUAUAACAACUGAAAAGCCCAAGAAAUCCUGAAGUUCAAUCAGAAAGAGUGGAUUAAGGGGAUGUCCUAAAGAGUGCAUUUUCAAUGUAAAAAAACUAGUAUUUGAGAACUCAAGAUUCACAAAAAACUCAAGUAUUGCAGAUGUGGGAACUGUAUCUAUUAUACUAUUUAUUAAAGGGAAGACCUCUAAAAUACCUGUCACAA